This is a messenger RNA of Penicillium griseofulvum, 705 nucleotides long. RefSeq names its product putative DNA repair and transcription factor Ada (gene mpt). Gene Ontology annotation, biological process: regulation of DNA-templated transcription; DNA repair. Gene Ontology annotation, molecular function: zinc ion binding; methyltransferase activity; sequence-specific DNA binding. NCBI's taxonomy places the organism in Eukaryota, Fungi, Ascomycota, Eurotiomycetes, Eurotiales, Aspergillaceae. The record is from RefSeq and is a predicted model, not a curated record. The transcript has a single exon. Bases 1 to 705 code for a protein of 234 amino acids.
AUGACAGAUUUAUCCAAGCCCCAAGAGAUCCCCCGACUUAGCUCGGAUUCCCUCACCAACACAGAACGGUGGCAAGCUAUCUCGACCCGUGACAUCACAGCCAACAGCUUCGUCUACGCGGUCCUCACUACAAAAAUAUACUGCCGUCCCUCAUGCCCAGCACGCCUAGCCCGCCGUGCUAAUGUCCAGUUCUAUGACACCCCUCCGCAAGCAGAGAAAGCAGGCUUCCGACCCUGCAAGCGCUGUCGACCGCAUUCGGGUCAGACAGCGGUACAAAGCAACCCCCAAACCGCCAUGAUUAACAAAGCCUGCGAGUCAAUCAGGAACGUUCUGAUGACAGGGCUGAAACCAAAAUUAAGAGAUCUGGCGGCCGAGGCUGGCUUGACACCCAGUCAUUUCCAUCGUGUGUUUAAGAAACAUGUGGGCGUUACGCCCGGUCAAUAUGUGGAGAGUCUUGUGCAGAGCAACCUGCACCCACCAGACUCACCGUCCGAUGCUUUUUCUGAAGUUGAAACACCGCGCUCCGGCUCUGGGGGUGAGAUCUUGGAUUUAGAUAAGAAUAGUGAUAAAGGGGCUGGUCCACGGGCGGCUGGGGACGAAAUCCCAUUGGGAGGCUGGAAUGAGUUCGAUGCUCUGUUGGCUUCGGAACAAACGUGGGUGCCUGGUUCAUUGUCUAUUGACCCUCGAAUGAUCUUGGCCGAGUAG